Molecule: messenger RNA, 1145 nt
Organism: Arabidopsis arenosa
Lineage: Eukaryota; Viridiplantae; Streptophyta; Magnoliopsida; Brassicales; Brassicaceae
Source: the annotation of a GenBank genome assembly
CAGACACUAGUUUUCUCUCCGGUUGUUGUUACAAUCAAAUUUUCUGUCGGAAAAAUGACUUCGUUUCUUAGUUUCUCCGCCAUUUCAGCUCAUCCACCUACUUUUUCCGGCGCUUCAUUUCGUCCCCGCACUUUCUCUCCCCGAUUGUUCAAGUCUUGUGUUAAGUGUACUUAUGCUGAAGCUGGAUUAAGCAGCGAUUCAUGGUCAGCUCCUAUUGACGUUGUGGCAGAUGUCAAAUCCGAAAGGGUUGUAGUUCUUGGUGGCAAUGGUUUCGUUGGCUCAGCUAUCUGCAAAGCAGCAAUCUCCAAUGGUAUUGAGGUUGUGAGUGUUAGCAGGUCGGGUCGUCCUAACUUCGAAGGAUCAUGGUUGGAUCAGGUUACAUGGGUUACUGGUGAUGUUUUCUAUUUGAAUUGGGAUGAAGUACUUCUUGGUGCUACUGCUGUAGUUUCAACCAUUGGUGGUUUUGGAAAUGAAGAACAGAUGAAAAGAAUCAAUGGUGAAGCUAACGUUACCGCUGUGAAUGCUGCUAAGGAUUUUGGGGUUCCUAAGUUCGUCUUGAUCACGGUUCACGAUUACAAUCUUCCGCCAUUUCUUCUCUCCAACGGAUAUUUCACCGGAAAACGUAAUGCGGAGGCAGAACUUCUUUCCAAGUAUCCCACCUCAGGAGUUGUGCUAAGACCCGGUUUCAUAUACGGGAAACGAAAAGUGAACGGAAUCGAGGUCCCACUUGAUCUAGUCGGGGAGCCACUAGACAAGAUCUAUGAUUCCGCAGAGAGGUUCAUUAGACCGUUGAGGUCUCUCCCUGCAUCUGAUCUCAUCUUGGCUCCACCGGUUAACGUCGAUGAUCUAGCACUUGCUGUGAUUAACGCCGUUAAAGAUGACGACUUCUUUGGCAUAUUCACUAUUGAACAGAUCAAAGAAGCAGCUGCAAAAAUGAGAGUGUGAAGAGUCUUUAGAUACUAUUAAGUGGGUGUUAUUGGUUUGUGGGUGGAGUUUUAUAGACUAAAUAAAUAGCUUCGUCAAAUUUGUAAUGUAUAUCAUUUGUAAAACGUAUAUAUGGGUAACGUUGUUAAGUCGAUGAUCUAUUUACUCCUCAAUGUACAUGGGUCUAUUUGCAUAAUUCAAAAUAGAAUAACAAGCGGUAU